GGUAGUUAUUAGAUAUUGUUAGCGUGGGUUUAAAGUGAAUAGGUACGUGAUUGCUGUUGAUUUAUAUUUGUUGUUAAAUUGCUCUUUAUUGCGUCUUUUACCAGUUUUCGUUAAACUAUAAUUGGUGGAAGGGGAUUUCCUCUUAUGAAUUGUAAAAUCCAGCAAUCCCCACACAGGCUGUCAUUAUGUCACAGCAGUAUAGUUUACGGUGGAAUAAUCACCAACCCAAUUUUAUAUCAAUGUUUACAACUCUUCUGAACACAAAAACUCUGGUUGACGUCACACUGGCAGCAGAAGGACAACAUUUGCAGGCACACAAAGUUGUUCUGUCGGCAUGUAGUACAUACUUUCAGGCUCUAUUUGUUGAUAACCCUUCACGCCAUCCAAUUGUAAUCUUAAAAGAUGUCACAUUUGCUGAUCUACGUACAAUGGUUGAUUUUAUGUAUUAUGGUGAAGUGAACGUCACAGAGGAACAAUUACCACAAGUUUUAGAUACAGCAAAGUUAUUAAAAAUCAAAGGUCUAACAGAAAUGCCUGAUUCAACCUCACUCACUCGGCAGAACACAUCCUCCGAAUUUCAGUCUCCUGGUGAAUCGAUGGAGUCUGUUAGACCCUCAGCUUCUCCAUCAUCAUCUCCAUGCAGAAAAAGAAGACGCAGAAAGAGUUCAUCAGGCUCAACAAACCUAGGAACUUUAGUGCACAAUGAAAGUAAAAAUGAAGAUUUUGGACAGAACUCUAGUGAGGUUGUUCGUGCUGAUACAAUAAUGCUAAGCACCCUUCCACAGCAAAGAAGGAGGGAAUAUGAAGAAAGACUGGAUGUUAUACCACAGCCUGGAGAAACGCACAAUUUAAAUAUGGAACCUAUGUCCAUGGACACAAACCCGGUUGGACUAGUACAAGGAGGACAGUGGAGUAUGUUGGAGCACACUUACCCGCGAUAUCCGAAUGCAGCAUGUAUAGGGGUCAGUGGCCUACAGCCCGAUCCAGGAAUGUACAUCAAUAACAUGAUGAACUCUCAUACGGACCAUGAAAUAAAUAACUACGGACAGAACUUAGGAGUUACAGGCCCGUCGCCUGGGCCCAGUUGUGCUGCAGAAUCCCAAAACUCACACUUAAUGGUAGUUCAAGGGCAGCCCAGGCGUAGAAGAACUACCAACCCUCAAGCUGCAGAAAACUUUCAAAAAGCUUUGGAAGCAGUCCGUACUGGUGGCAUAGGAUUUUGUAAGGCAGCUAAACUAUUUGGUGUCAACAACAGAACAUUGUGGUUGGAAUAUAAGAAGAAGGGCUAUCCAAACAAUAGACCCAGUAUCAAGAGUAGAAUAAAACGGGAACAUUCAUCACCUCCUCUUGAGAUGAAAGAUGAAAUACCACAGCAUGACCAACAAAUGGCGUUGAUAUGCCCGCCGCAUCCAGUCCCUGUAGGAUUUAUUGAUCCUCGGCCGCUUGACUUUCAAGUACAAGUAAACAAUCCCGGAUUAAAUGUAAACUAUCAGAUGCAAUAGAACAUCACUUGGUGGGUGGUGAGUCCAGAGUCUUAUUCACUGUCUCCUGGCACAACCGGAUAAUUUUAUAUCCCUCAUAGCCACUCACAUUCACAUUGUGACCAAUGGGAUAUCUUAUACAUUACUGUUUAGAAAUAGUUCAUAUUAUCUUGAUUUUUUAAUCAUUUUGAUAGUAAACCAGUGGAUUUAUUUUAUCAUGACCUCAGAAGUAAUUAUAUCCUUAAUUGCUGUAACAUCAAAGUCCUCCGUAUUGGAAGUUACCUAGAAGCUUAUAGAAAUUUAAUUUGAAAGGGAUUAUAAAGAUUAAUUCUUAAAAUCAAUGUUUAAACAGAUGGUGUACACUUAUGAAAUAACUAAAGCUGUAUGUAUAUGUAAAAAUGUAUCAGCUACAUCACAAUUUCUGUGUUUAUAUAUGCAUUUUUUGUUGUAACAAGGCACGGCUUAUUGUAUUUAGACAUACAAGACAAGAAAAUUAAGACAAAGAGUUAAUUAUUUUGAUAUAAAAUAUAAGUGGAAAUUACAGAAUGUUACGUAUGUAAUAUAAGAUACUGUAUGUACUUUAAGACUUAAAUUUUUGUAUAGUUUUUAUACCUUGUCGUGACUAUGUAUACAUAUACUAUAGUAUAUGAUUUUGUAAUAGCUACUUCAUCAUUGUAAUUUAAAUCCACUGCGGCUGUAAAAUAGUGUGAACAUCCCGUUCGGUUACCAAUUGCCAUAAACGAAAUAUUAUAUUUAGAUCUCAGUAGAAUAUUAGGAUUUAAAUAGUAAAGGUAACUUAACUGUAAAAUCUUAGUUUUAGUUUAAGUGAAAUGUGAUAGCGAAUUUAUUAUAGUUAAAAAUCUAAGAUUAUUAGAGCACAUGGCUAUAUAAGGUCCAUGGCAAGGAUUUUAUUUAGUACAGCUCUAUCACAUAAAUACAGGAUAUGUUUGUACAGAAUCUACCUCUGUCUAAGUAUUUAAUUGUUAAAUUUUAAUCAAGAAUGUAGAAUGAAAUGAAUGAUUAUCUAAUACAAUUAUUCAUUGCAGUAACAUACCAGUGAAAAUAAUUGUUAUUCUGUAAUAUGUGUGUUAACAGACUCUGUUAUAAGAAAACACUUUCUCAGUAAAAUCUCAAUUAAAUCUAAAAUAGAGAUGUGAUGAUUUUUUUUUAAUGCAGUAGGUAUCAAUUUUGUCAUCCAUUAUGCACAAAAAUAUGACAUAUGUAAUUACUGGCGAACAUAUCACUUAUACUUAACAACAUGUACUUAAAUUGAACUGCAAAUGAAUAAUAAUAACUUACUGUGACAAGGAUUUGAAUGAAAAUGAGUGGUGAACCUGUAGUUUGUUAAGUUAUUGAAGAUCUGUAUAAUAUGUUGUACAAUUUAUAUAGUGUGAUUGACCCAUAACGAUUACACUAUUGAACAUCACUGUGUAAGCGCAAAUUGUAAUUUCUAUAAAUUUGAUAAGCAAAAACUAUAAUGAUCAAACAUAUUAUUUAAUAAUUCAUAAUUAUUAUUACUGUUUCUAAUAAUUCAUAAUGGCCUCCGCCUGAUAAAAAUUACAUACAGACAUUAUUGUACCGUGUAUUGCAUUAAAUUUACUUGGUGUAUUGUUUAUUUACAUUUAUAAAAUACUAAUGUAGUUAAAUUCAUCACAAUAUCUCAUUCAUCUCCGUGCAAUACAGUGGGAUUGCAAGCCUAUAAUAAUUUAUUGAUAAAUUGACAUUUUUAUUUAUCUAAUCAACUGACAUUUAUAAGUAUUCUAUAGUAAGUUAAGGUCGUAGGUUAGUAUGAGUGUAUUAUUUAGAUUCUGAACGAUAAACUAGUUUUAAGGCCGCUUAAUGGCAAAAUUCGAUACAAGCAAACAUUUGCAGCAAGAUGCCUUUUGAUGGAAUUGAAUAAUUUUUUAGUCAAGGCCUCUCGUUUCUGCUGUACUAUUUCAUAGCCAUGAAUCUAAUUGUGAGCAGCAGAGUGGAAUUUUAGAGUGAUUUGCAACUAACCAGCAAAUAUGCUGUGAAGUUAUAGACAAUGAUAACUCUGAUUUAAGAAUAUUCUGUUCCAUCCAUUUUUUACGGUUCAAUCUAAGUAUAACAAUUUUAUUAUUUACUUUGUGGUCUUCCCAGAUCUCCCAGUAUUCUGCAUGCCAUAUCUGCAGCUGUUCAGCUUUAAGUGAAUUAUCUAUAAUUAUAACAUGUUAUAAUUGAUGUUUUGCUAAUGAAAUUAUUUUUGAAUCAUUUAUAAUAAUAAUAAUUAAAGAUCUCCAUUAUUUUUGACUGAUUUAUACAUUAUUUUUAUUGAAAUCUCGUGAAUGCAUUUCGCUAGACUGGAGUAUUUAUAGGUGAAGAAUGGAAUGUACUUAUAAUAAGAUAGUGGUAGAAUUGCAUGAACAAGUCUGGCAAUCAUUAUUUUAGAUUAUGUAUGUGAUUUUAGUACCGGAUAAGUAUUUGUUAGGAUUAUUACUUAGAAUGUUAUGAUAAAAACUUAAUGAGGAAAAUAAGAAAUUAUAUUUCCGGAAAUUCUGCAUUUAAUUGAUAAUAAGUUCAUAAUCAUUGCAUGGUCAAUCAUAUAAUUAUUAAAAACAAAAUUAUAUAAAAACCCGCCCAAUGAGAACUUAUAACAUAAUUCUUAUGCACUUCAUAAGAGUGAAGUAAUAAGCAUAAAUCGAAUCAAUUUCGAGAUAUUUCAUUAAAUAUAUGUAAUAUGUAUAUAUUUACAUGAAUAAUGAGUAUUAAUGGGUGUUAUACAGGCAGAUCUAUCGUUGUUGCCAUUUAAAAUAUUAAUUAUAUUUUCUGGUAUUACUGACAAGUACUUGUAUAGGUAAAAUAGAUCGAAGAUGCUUGGUUAUUAUAACAUUUGUUACAAGAAAGGCUCUCUUAAUAUAUCCAGACAUAUUUGUUUUUAUCGAUUGUCAUUUGUACUAAGAAUACUAAUAUUCUCUCAUGUAAGAAAAUGAUGGAAAUUUUUUACCAGGUAGCUUUGUAGAUCGUAUAUUAUAAGGUGUAUUGACUACAAGUUAUUUCUGUGAUAUUAUCUCGGAGUUUUAUGGUUAAUUCGAAAGAAUACUUGAAUUCUAAGUACAAAUUAGCGAGUUUGUGUAAGUGUUUAGCCAAAAGUAUUUCAUACCCUUUUCAUUUCCUAUUUAGAGUAGCGCUGGGUUUAGUAAUUGAAGAACGACUGUAUAUAUAUAUUGAAAAUAUAUAAGUAUCUUAUAUUUACUUGUUUAUACUGUCUGUGAGAUUAUUAUGAUACAAAUUCAAGCGAUGUAUUGCUACGGGUUUAAGGUUGAAUUAGGAUAGUUAAGUUGGUGAAAGUAAUUUGGCCUUUCAAUUUGGUAAUCAGUGUUUUUAUCAAAUAGUAGUAUUAUAAAUAUUCGUGUAAAAUAUGUUACCACUUGCUUUUAUAACUUCAGUAUUAUGAUUCAGUACAUUUGUGAUUUUUUUUUUAAACAAAAUGUCAAUUAUUAUAUAUGUACAUAUUUUUGCAUUUUAUUUUGUGACGUUUAAAAAUAACACCUUUGUGAUUUGUACGGUGAAUAGUUUUAUUGGUUUCACGUUCUAAGUGGAUAUAUUUAUCAUGCUGUACUAUAUAUUCGUGCGUAGCACUAUUAAUACCAAAAUAGGCAAUAAAUCAUGUGGUUAU
Leptidea sinapis is the source of this 5118-nucleotide messenger RNA. RefSeq names its product modifier of mdg4-like. Gene Ontology annotation, molecular function: protein binding; DNA binding. Gene Ontology annotation, cellular component: nucleus. Gene Ontology annotation, biological process: regulation of transcription by RNA polymerase II. Lineage: Eukaryota; Metazoa; Arthropoda; Insecta; Lepidoptera; Pieridae. The transcript has 8 exons. Bases 186 to 1502 code for a protein of 438 amino acids. The record is from RefSeq and is a predicted model, not a curated record.